Vitrella brassicaformis is the source of this 2912-nucleotide messenger RNA. NCBI's taxonomy places the organism in Eukaryota, Vitrellaceae. The record is from the annotation of a GenBank genome assembly.
GAUGUCUCUCGUGCGGCUGAGUGCGGCCGUCUUCUGCCUGACUGCAUGGACCCCCUAUGUUGUCACCGUCGGGCCGCACGACGCAGCCCUCGAGUCGGACUUCCUGCAGGCCCUUGGCAGCGUCUCUGCACUGAGCGACGGCAUGCAUGACGCCGCCAUCAUGCCCGAUGAGCCCCAUAGCCACACGCACGACCACGGGCACACUCAUUCCCACGACCACGAUCACACUCAUUCCCACGACCACGGUCACGAGCAUGCCCACGAGCUGGAAGCCCACGAGGAGAAACCCCCCGAGGAGAAAAAGGGAGGCGGAAAGAAGGGCGUCAGCACAUUCAGUAAGCGAAACCAAGUGGAUAACGUCAUGGAGACGGAAGUCUGCACCGUGGGUUCAUCGCCCCUGCAGAUGCGCUGAUGGGCAUCCUUGCGACGACAGUUGCCGGGCUGGCCACUGCAGUGGGGGCGAGUCUGACCUUCUGCAUCAAAGGUAUACCAACCCACAAUGGAUUGCAUCUGAGACAGACAUGACAUUCCCUGCCCUCAUUCAUUGUGCCCGGCUUUGGUCAGAGUUCAACCCUUUGGUGUUUGCCGGCUGCGUGAGCCUGGGAGCCGGCGUGAUGCUCUACGUGGCCUUCCUCGAAAUCAUGUACUCAUACUAUCUGAUGCCUUCAUGUCUCCAUCCACCAUGUAAUGCUCUCUCGUAUAUAUGUCUGGUGUGUAUCUGUGCAGGCCCGAGGCGGCGGAGCACAUGGAUCUUGGAGGCGUCAAGGAGCCAUACGCAUCACUGUGAGUGACCUGAGCUGAGCUCGCCCUCAUGAACGAACCCAUCAGUAAUCUUGUCGUCUCUCAGUUACGUCUUCCUGCUGUUCUCCGUUGGGAUGAUCAUCACGCCCCUCCUCGAGUAUAUUCUCCACAGGUAAAGAUUAAUGGGAUCUCUGCUCCCUCACCACACACAUAUGUCUCUUCCUUCAUCUCUUGUGCUGCUGUGUGCUCACUGUGCUGUGCUACGUUGUGGUGCGUUGUGCAGGUUCCUGGGGUUCCAGUGCGCCGGCCACUCCCACGCCCAUGAGCAUGAUGAACAUAAACACGACCACCCCGAAGUGCCGGAGACCAUGAAACGGUGCGUACGGUCUCCAAACACUCGUCCAGACCACUGACUCCUUGAGCCGAAUGUGUGUGUGUGCAGCCUGUCGGCUUACGCCAAGCCCGGAAGCCGGACUGGGUCGAUUUGUUUCGACAUGAAGGCCGAGAGGCCCAGGCGGCGCACCAGCAUGUUUCAGGAGGGCAACGUCAACCCCCCUCUCGAGACAGAGAAGAAACACGACCAUGACCACGGCCACGCCCACGCCCACGACCACGCCCACGGUAAGUGAGCUGACAUCUCCCAGUGUGUGUAAAGGGCUAGAUGGGUGUGCAUUGGAUGGGUGUAGAUCACGGCGACAAGGGCAAGGGUCUGCAGCUCACCGGUAGGCAGACAGACAGACCAACGGUCGACAGUGAGUGUCUGACUAAUGUGUGCAUCGACCUUCCCACUCGUUGUCAAUUAAGGCAUCUUCACGGCCCUCGCCCUCGUCCUGCACAAGUAAAUGAGACAGACCGUCAGAGAGACAGACGCGACUGCAGCAUACGUGUGUGUGCAUCUCUCUCUCUCUCUGUGUGUGUGUGUCAGCUUCCCUGAGGGCAUCACCUCCUUCAUGGCUGCGGUGGCGUCUCCCGAGUUGGGCAUCGGUGUUGCCCUCGCCAUCGCUCUCCACAACGUACCCGCCGGCAUCGCCAUCGCCAUCCCCAUCGUAUGACACACACCACACCCCCCCCCACACACACACACAGAGAGAGAGAGAAGUGUGUGUGUGUGUGUGUGGGUGCAGUACUACGGGUCGGGCAGUGCCUGCAAGGCCUUCUGGAUCGCCUUCGCCGUGGGGGCCACUCAGGUCGGUCGACACACACACACACACAGAGAGACAGAGAGACGAACCAGUGUGUGUGUGUGUGUGUGAGUGCAGCCGCUGGCGGCAGUGCUGACGUAUUUGAUUUUGAUGCCGCACCUGUCGGUUUUGCUGUUUGGCUGUCUGUUCUCCUUCACUGUGGGGACGAUGGUGGCCAUCGCCGUCUUCGGCCUCAUCCCAUCGGCCUACUCAUACGACCCGGGUGCUCACACACACACAAAGACAGACAGAUGUGGCCAUGUGACCCACACACACAUGGGCUUUUGUGUGUGUGUGUGAGGUCAGGCAAUCGCGUGUCGUCGAUUUUGGUGUGCGUUGGGUGUGCCGUCAUGUGCUUCAGCUUCCUCCUAUUCAAACUCGUACACACACACACACACACAUGCACCUGUGGCCAUCUCCCUCUGUGUGUGCAGGUGGGCAAACCUCAUGUGCACAACUACGGCGACGAAGGCGCCCACGGUAAGUUGACGAGCACAGCCCAAACCAAACCACUCAGCCACUCCGUCGUUGUCUGUGUGCCCCUUUCCCUCACUCAGACCACAGCCACGGACACUCCCACGGACACAGCCACGGACACAGCCACGGACACAGCCACAGCCAUUAGGCGGCCACACCCAGAGACACCCAUAUACACAUAGACAUUCAGUUGUUCCUUUGACGCAGAGGGAGGGAGAGAGAGAGUUUCAUACGACAGGCCGGCGGCCAUUUGUGUGGACUGUGUGCCUGUGAGUGAGUGAGUAAAAUGCCGCACACCAAAGACGGCGGAGAGAAAUGGGAUGUGAGAAGACAGACAGACCGAGAUGGCCUGACUGACUGACUGCGUUGUUUUGCGUUCGGAUGGCCGAGGGAAAUGUCAGGACGGACAGACACGGCAGUGACUGACUGAUGGGCGAGAGACAACAGUGAGACAUGGGUUUGAUGAAGACAGUCAAACCAUUCGGCGGCUUUGUCUGACCGCUCCCAUAGAUU